Molecule: messenger RNA, 168 nt
Organism: Vanderwaltozyma polyspora DSM 70294
Lineage: Eukaryota; Fungi; Ascomycota; Saccharomycetes; Saccharomycetales; Saccharomycetaceae
Product: YqaE/Pmp3 family membrane protein
Exons: 1
Coding region: 1-168 (55 amino acids)
Cellular component (GO): membrane
Source: RefSeq, a predicted model, not a curated record
AUGGAUAGCUCCAAGGUCAUUAACAUUAUUUUAGCUUUAUUCUUACCACCUGUCUCUGUCUACUUAGCCAGAGGUUGGGGUAGAGAAUGUAUCAUCGAUUUAGUCUUAACUAUCUGUAUCUUCUUCCCAGGUAUGUUGUACGCUUUGUACAUCAUCUUGCAAGAUUAG